Messenger RNA from Anopheles stephensi (Asian malaria mosquito), 1140 nucleotides. RefSeq lists its product as uncharacterized. The record is from RefSeq and is a predicted model, not a curated record. The transcript is spliced from 5 exons. The coding region runs from base 225 to 995 and encodes 256 amino acids. Lineage: Eukaryota; Metazoa; Arthropoda; Insecta; Diptera; Culicidae.
GACAACGUUGACGCGCGCUUGUGCACGGUGGUAAUAAAUCGUUCCAGCUCCAGGAUCCGUUUGGAUGUGUUUCCGGUUACUCGAUCGAACCUGUUACUGUGUUGGCAUCGUGCGGCGAGUGAUGAAUGUGGUUUAAACUGAGCGGUGCUUAUCGGUGGCAAAGUGGAGUCAUGAUUAAGUUUACGCACCCUCGUUGAUCUUCACCGCGAGCAUAAGUACUGAACAUGGUGCGAUACCGUACACAGCCCCGAUUCCGACUCAUCUGGUGGAUUUGGUGUGCUGUUUGCGCCUCUUACCUGCCGAACGCCAGCGGUGCCGUCUCGGAAACGGUGUGUGGCCGGGCUGGACAACUGCUGGGCAAUUGCUUCCGUAAUUUCACUCCCUCCGUUGCCGUGGAAGCGCUGCAUGCGGUCAAAAUUCCCGACUCGCUGGAAGAAAUCAGCAACCGGUGUCUGAUCUUCAACCGUGGAAUGGAAUGCGUCCGCCAGUAUCUGAAGGAGUGUGUGAACGCACGGCAGCGGAAAAUAAUUGAAAACGAAGUGUACGGCGCCCAAAAGUUGUACGAAUUUCUGUGCUACGACCAGGCCUUCCAGCGAGAGUUUUUGCGCCACAAGAGCUGCUUCCAGCUGGUCCAUCCCGAGUGGGAUCUCUGCUCGAGCCAGUUUAUCGGUGUGCUGAAGGAGGAAAUGGUUCGCACCACCAAACAGUCCAUAAACGUCCAGUACAUACAGUUCUGCUGUGCCCGCUAUGCGUACGAAAACUGUGUGUACAGCAGUGCCCGGUUCAUCUGCAAACCGGAUUCGGCCAUGUUUUUGCGCCGGAUCGCCAAGCUGCUGUCGACCGAUAAGCACUUUCUCAACUGUGAUAAGAUUGAAAAUGAGCUUUGCUCCGGUGCGGUGCGACAGCUGCCGGCCAGGAUCUCUUCCGGGCGCCUCACGUUGCUUGGUUCGCUGGUCCUGCUGGGGACGAUAGGGCGCCACUUUGCGGUGCGGUAGUUGCUGCUGGAGAACGACGGACUGUGGCGCGACAGGGAGGUUGUGUGGUUUUUUACAUGGCGUUGUUAUCUUUAUAGAUGUGUAGUAUUUAAUAUUCCAUUCAUAAUGGACUGAUCAGCUAAAUAAAUGUACAUGUUAUGUGUCA